GAGCCGGGCCGGGCCCGCCGCCGCCGCCAUGCCCCAGACGGCCCCGCCGCCGCCGCCACCGCCGCCUCCGCCUGCCGCCGCCGCCGCCGCACCAUGAAGCGGCAGAACGUGCGAACGCUGGCGCUGAUCAUGUGCACCUUCACCUACCUGCUGGUGGGAGCCGCCGUCUUCGACGCGCUGGAGUCGGAGGAGGAGACGGCGGAACGGCGGCGGCUGGAAGCGAAGAGCCAGGAGCUGAAGAGCAAAUACAACCUCAGCGCCGAGAGCUACCGGGAGCUCGAGUGGGUCGUCCUCAAGCUCAAGCCGCACAAGGCCGGCGUCCAGUGGAAAUUCGCCGGUUCUUUUUACUUCGCCAUCACCGUCAUCACUACCAUAGGUUACGGCCACGCAGCCCCCAGCACAGAUGGGGGGAAGGUCUUCUGCAUGGUCUACGCCCUGCUGGGGAUCCCCCUCACUCUCGUCAUGUUCCAGAGCUUGGGUGAGAGGAUCAAUACCUUCGUCAAGUACCUCCUCCACCGCAUCAAGAAGUGCCUUGGCAUGAGGCGGGCGGAGGUCUCCAUGGCCAACAUGGUCACCAUUGGGUUCUUCUCCUGCAUCAGCACCCUCUGCAUCGGGGCAGCUGCCUUCUCCUACUACGAGCACUGGAGCUUCUUCCACGCCUACUACUACUGCUUCAUCACUCUCACCACCAUCGGCUUCGGGGACUACGUGGCCCUGCAGAAGGACGAGGCCCUGCAGAACAAGCCGCAGUACGUGGCCUUCAGCUUCGUCUACAUCCUGACCGGGCUGACCGUCAUCGGAGCUUUCCUCAACCUGGUGGUGCUGCGCUUCAUGACCAUGAACGCCGAGGACGAGAAGCGGGACGCCGAGCACCGGGCGCUGCUCACCCGCAACGGCCAAGCCGGCAGCGUCCACGCCGCCGACGCCUCCUCGGCCGUGCCGGCGGCGGCGACGGGAGGCGGCGGCGGCGGCUUUCGGAACGUCUACGCCGAGGUUCUCCACUUCCAGUCCAUGUGCUCGUGCCUGUGGUACAAGAGCCGGGAGAAGCUGCAGUACUCCAUCCCGAUGAUCAUCCCCAGGGACCUCUCCACCUCGGAUACCUGCGUGGAGCAGAGCCACUCCUCGCCCGGGCGCUGCCUGGAGACGCCUUCCAACAAAUGCUUCUGCAACGCCCGCCGCUCGGCCAUCAGCUCCGUCUCCACCGGGCUCCACAGCCUGGCGGCUUUCCAGGGGCUCACCAAGCGCCGCAGCUCCGUGUAGCCCCGCUCCAUCCUCACCUGUGCCCCCCCUAGGCCCCUACCUUGGCCCCCGUGGGCAAGGACAACACGCAGGAUGCUGAGCGCCGGGCGAGCCCCGCGGCCAGGGACCUUUCCUGGCCACGGCAGGAGGAAACGAACCCCAGGGUGUAGCUGUGGAGGGGGAGGCAGCAGUUUAGGACAUCCAGGAGGAUGCAGGAGCAACAGUGAGGUUGUCCUGGCCCUCACUGAAGCGGGAAGAAGGGAUCUGCUGCUUUUGGUUUCUUUUCUUUUAAUUUAAGUUAAUUUUUAUUCUGUUUUGCAAAAAAAAAAAAAAAACAAACACAAAAACCACUCCUCAAAAAUGUGAAACUUGAGCUAGAGAGUGUUUUAACCUGAUGAGGUGGGGAGGGGGGUUGCCUGCACCUCCUACCACAAUACCUCUGUGCAAGUAGCUGGGGCAGCCCUUUGGUACCCUCAUAGUUGCCCCGCGGUAGCCCCGCGGCAGCCUGAGCACGGCCCUGAGCUGGAUAUGUGUGAACCGGAGGCCUCAAGGGACACGGGAAGAGGAGGACAUGGGGCUCCCGGCACCACCAGUGGGCAGCGGCAAGGUCCCAGUCCCCUCCUGCCUCGACCUCCUCCAGCCGCGGGCUGCCCCGGGGGAAGGCAGGGCCCCGGGCAGCGAGGGAUGCCGUGGCGAAGGCAGGCACGCAUCAGUGGACAAAUCAGGCUAAGAGGGGCUUAGAGCUUUUUCGUCCACUGCACACAGCAGCCUGCCCCUGCGGCCCAGGAAACAAGCUGUGAGUCACGUAGGCUGCCCAAAACGCCUGGGCAGCCCCCGGAGAGCCUUAUGGGGUUAGCUUAACCCUUCUUGCGUGGGCAAACCUGGGCAAACUCCCGGGGGCGAGGCAGUGGGAAGCCCAGAACCAUCCACAGGAGGCAGGAUGGGCAGCAGCAGCUCUCACCCCGUUUCCAUCCUCCCUUGUGACAGUUAGGGACUCCCAUCCCUAUCCUCACCUGCAGCAGCUCUGGGACUCCCGUCUCUGCCCUCCCCUGUGGCACCUCUAGGACCCACAUCUCCACCCUCCCUUGUGACAGUUCUGGGACUCCCCUCUCUGCCCUCCCCUGUGG
This is a messenger RNA of Dryobates pubescens (Downy woodpecker), 2366 nucleotides long. RefSeq names its product potassium two pore domain channel subfamily K member 3 (gene KCNK3). The coding region runs from base 94 to 1260 and encodes 388 amino acids. Gene Ontology annotation, molecular function: open rectifier potassium channel activity; potassium ion leak channel activity. NCBI's taxonomy places the organism in Eukaryota, Metazoa, Chordata, Aves, Piciformes, Picidae. Gene Ontology annotation, cellular component: membrane. The record is from RefSeq and is a predicted model, not a curated record. Gene Ontology annotation, biological process: stabilization of membrane potential; potassium ion transmembrane transport. The transcript is spliced from 2 exons.